AUGUCCAACAAAAAAAAAAUCACAUGGACAGCGGAGAAGUACCAGCGUUUACUCGCUGCUACAAUCGCAGCUCACCCUGAAAUCAAAAUAAAUUAUAACCAUGUUGCGGCGAUGUUCGGAGAAGGGGCAACAUAUGAUAGCAUUGAGACCAGGUUUCGAAACGUCAAGAAAGAAGCCAAAAUUCUCCAAGCAGAAAUCGACUCGGGGAGUCGACCAGCAGUUGCGCCGCCAACCCCUAGGAAACGCAAACUCGCGAAUGGUGGUGCCCCAAGCACUCCCAGAAAAAUCGGCGGGGAAGGGAGAGCUAGGAAAAUGGCGGCUAUAGAGAAAACACCUGUAAAGCAGGAAUCAAUCCAAGAGGAGGAUUCCAUAGUUGCAUGGAGUGGUAACGGUGACUACAGCGAUUAA
This is a messenger RNA of Morchella sextelata, 408 nucleotides long. RefSeq lists its product as uncharacterized. Bases 1 to 408 code for a protein of 135 amino acids. Lineage: Eukaryota; Fungi; Ascomycota; Pezizomycetes; Pezizales; Morchellaceae. The record is from RefSeq and is a predicted model, not a curated record. The transcript has 2 exons.